CCCGCCGGGGAGGGGAAGAAGGGCGGUGCUGUCGACAGCCGCUCACUAUAUUGCCCAGAGCACAGCGACGCUUUGCCCCCUCUUUGCUCCGAGUUUCAUCGAGUCUGUACCGCAAAGUGAUCCGGGCCGGGAAAAAAAACAUGGCUGGAUAUUUGAAAGUCCUCAGCUCCCUUUCGAGGUCCGCCGCCGCUUUCUCCAGAAACCCCGCGGUGCUUGCGCCGGCUGCAAAUAUCCAGAGUGUGCCUCAGAGAAACUAUGCCGACAAACGCAUCAAAGUGGCCCAGCCGGUUGUGGAGAUGGACGGAGAUGAGAUGACCAGGAUCAUCUGGGAGUUCAUCAAAGAGAAGCUCAUCCUGAGCAAUGUCGAUGUUGAGCUGAAGUAUUAUGACCUGGGUCUGCCGUACCGUGACCAGACUGAUGACCAGGUCACCAUCGACUCCGCCCUGGCCACUAAGAAGUAUCACGUUGCGGUCAAGUGUGCCACCAUCACACCCGACGAAGCCAGAGUGGAAGAGUUCAGCCUGAAGAAGAUGUGGAAGAGCCCCAACGGAACCAUCAGGAACAUCUUGGGCGGCACCGUCUUCCGCGAGCCAAUCAUCUGCAAGAACAUUCCCAGGCUUGUUCCAGGUUGGACGCAGCCCAUCACCAUUGGCAGACAUGCCUUUGGCGAUCAGUACAGAGCUACAGACUUUGUUGUGGAUCAGCCCGGAAAAUUCAAGAUGAUCUUCACACCUGCUGAUGGCAGCGCAGGCAAGGAAUGGGAGGUGUACGACUUUCCCGCUGGCGGCUGCGGAAUGGGCAUGUACAACACCGAUGAGUCUAUCACGGGCUUUGCACACAGCUGCUUCCAGUACGCUAUCGGCAAGAAGUGGCCCCUGUACAUGAGCACAAAGAACACCAUUCUUAAAGCCUAUGAUGGCAGAUUUAAAGACAUUUUCCAGGAUAUCUUUGAGAAGCACUACAAGCCUGAGUUUGACAAACUGAAGAUCUGGUAUGAGCACAGGCUUAUUGACGAUAUGGUCGCACAAGUGCUGAAGUCUUCUGGGGCCUUUGUGUGGGCUUGCAAGAACUACGACGGAGAUGUUCAGUCUGAUAUCCUUGCACAGGGUUUUGGCUCUCUGGGAUUGAUGACAUCAGUUCUCGUGUGCCCCGACGGCAAGACUAUUGAGGCUGAGGCCGCCCACGGCACUGUGACCAGGCACUAUCGCGAGCACCAGAAGGGAAGGCCGACCAGCACCAACCCCAUCGCCAGCAUUUUCGCCUGGACCAGAGGCCUGGAGCAUCGUGGCAAACUUGAUGGCAACCCCGACCUGAUCAGGUUCUCCCAGAUUCUGGAGAGGGUGUGUGUCGAGACUGUUGAGAGCGGCACCAUGACCAAGGACCUCGCAGGAUGCAUCCACGGCCUGUCCAAUGUCAAGCUGAACGAGCACUACGUCAAUACUACAGACUUCCUCGACGCCAUCAAGACAAAUCUGGAUAAAGCCCUCGGCAAGUGAAGGACUUGAAAAAGAAUAUAGUUAGCCUGGAGAAGGCGAGUCUGAUCAUCUGUUUUUGUACCUCAUUUUUAACUUAAAAAGGUCAAUAAAUCCACUUUCACCUGAAGUAAAACUAUGUACUGUCUGUAGCAUUAUGUAGUAUUCUAUUAGGGUAUUAUUAAAUGGUCGACAGCUGUCCUUACACCCAAUGCCUCCCUAACCGUCUGUCCCAUUCUUCGCAAGGUUUUAUUUUUGUAAUGUGAAGUACUGUAUUCAAUACUGUGUAAUGCCUUGGGCAGGACUGAAGCCUACGUCAAACAUAUUUGCCAAUAAAUCACUUGUUUGACCCAC
This is a messenger RNA of Acanthopagrus latus (yellowfin seabream), 1826 nucleotides long. It is a transcript of the gene idh2, whose product is annotated as isocitrate dehydrogenase (NADP(+)) 2. The transcript has 11 exons. The record is from RefSeq and is a predicted model, not a curated record. NCBI's taxonomy places the organism in Eukaryota, Metazoa, Chordata, Actinopteri, Spariformes, Sparidae. Gene Ontology annotation, molecular function: magnesium ion binding; NAD binding; isocitrate dehydrogenase (NADP+) activity. Bases 141 to 1496 code for a protein of 451 amino acids. Gene Ontology annotation, biological process: isocitrate metabolic process. Gene Ontology annotation, cellular component: mitochondrion.